UCUUCUUUGUUCUCGAUGGGGACCAAUGUGAUCUCACCUUUUGUUAUAAGAGGCUUCUUUCAUCCAAUUCCAGCCCGACUGUCUUGAUCCUGCUCGUCUCGAUCUAAACUCAAUCUUACAGCUUGAAACCGACCAUCACCGACUUGGACCGGAACAGUGCAACUCAUCACUCCAUCUGAAAAAAAAAAAAGAGAAACCCAAAACCGAUCCCGUUCAGUAUCUCUUCAAGCUUUGACUUGGCCAGCAAUUCAAUUCAAACUGUGAAAGAGAACCAACCAAGAACAAGGAAGACAGACAGAGAGAGAGAGAGAAGAGAGGGUCCAAGAAAGCAAGAAAGCUCACUCUUAUUUAAAUUACUAAAAUUAGUCGCUGGUCCCUUCUACCCCCUCCACCACAAGCUUAAGACUGCUCGCUGUCUCUCUCGACAAACUCCACAGUUGUGAAUAUCACAAUCCACAACACUUCUCGGCUUUUUGAUCCUCAUAAGCAUAGCCAUAGACUCACCCCCCCACCUCCCCAUUAGCUCAUCAGAACCUCCUAGCUACAACUCCUCAGAAAAAACCCAAAAAAUUCAAAGUAAGUAAAGAGAAAACAAUCAGAUACUAGAAAUUGCUCUCUCACACGGGAAUAUCAUGGGCAAGCUCAGCAGCAGCUUCCACUUACCCUCGACUCUGACACUGGGGCCGGAACCUACGGGAGCGGUACGGACGCUAAAACGACGGAUCCUCUCCGUCCUCGUCGUUCUCUCCAUCUCCGCCUCCCUCUUCUUCCUUACGCCCAAGGCUCUCCGAAAGCCCUCCUUCUCAUCCACCAAGUUUUUCCGUCUGUCGCACUCCCUAGGCCCGGUGGUCAUCAAGCCCGUCGAAAUCCAGUAUGAUCCUCGUCUCUUCGGACUCGACGCACCCGUCGAAUGGUACAAGGCCUCCCUCGCCUCCGCCAUCGCCUGGACAAAUCCUUUGCGCUGGCCCAUCCUCUUGACCUCAAGCCGUCUUCUCAGAGCUACCAAGCCCCUCAGCUUACGUGUUUUCCCUCGGGUCAUCCAACUCGAAAGCCAUGCUCCCAGUUCCUCCGACCUAAUCUUUGGUAUGGCAACAACAGCCCAACGAGCAAGUGUUCUUUCAGAGCUAUGGCCGGUCUGGCUAGGUGCGAAAGACGACGAAGGCGAAGCACCUCUGGCCGUAGUAGUUCUCCCGCAAGAGGACCAUGACGGAGGGGCACAAAGUGCCGCAAACGUGCUCUCAGAGAAAUUGAAGACUGAACGCGGCCUAGACAACGUGCUCCUGACGACCAGCUGGCUCGGCCAAUCGGCCCGAUACGAGCUGCGAUACUUUGGGAUGCUGCGGGACAUGAAUGAGGCUGCCCGGCAGGCCGACAGGGAGCCGCUCUGGUACAUCGUGGGCGAUGACGAUACACUGUGGACCGACGAAAGGAUGCUUCGGCGGGAACUUAGCAAGUAUGACCCCAGCCAGUCUUGGUUUUUGGGCGCUUCUUCCGAGGGAGUCUCUCAGAUCCAGCAGUUUGGAAACAUGGCUUUCGGCGGGGCCGGGAUUAUCAUAUCCCGAGGCCUGUGUAAGGAGAUGCUCAAGAUCCAUGCCGACUGCGUGGAACAAACUAAGGAUGUGUUUGGAGGCGAUGAGAUGUACUCUCUGUGUGCAGCACGCGCGGCUGGACAUGGUAAGACGAAGGAAACCGUCGUCACUCAAAUCAGUUCCCUUCAUCAGUUGGAUUUGCCCGGCGAUGGCACGGGCUUCUUCCAAUCCGGCUUUCCAUUCCUCUCGCUUCACCACCUGUGGCACGGAUGGACGGAUGCCUUUGCACGAGAACACCAGACGAGCUUUGACAGGCCGGACAAUGCGCUGAACCAUUUGCUGCUCCUACAACAAGCGGCGCGGAUCCUGGGCGGAGACAACUUCAUGCGACGGGCGAUAUACGACGAUGGACGAGAGCUCGUCACGUUGGGAUACACGGUGACCCGGUUCGAUGUGCCUUUGCGGCGCGAAGACAUGCAGACGAUCGAGAAGACCUGGUCGGGCGACUCGGACUUCCCGCUCCGCUUCCCUACCCGCCCGCGCAUCAUCGAGACCGACCAGUCCGGAACCGCCGGCAAACGUACUUUCUAUCUCUGCGAAAUUAGGUUCAAUAAGGCCUCCCCUAAUGUCUUCUCCUUCAUCCAUCGUGAUCGUUGGGGAGAAUACGCUGUGAUCACUUGGAGGGAGGAUUGAUCUUACUCAAGUACACCUAGUAACAUUAUUAUUAUCUUUCUUUCUUUUAUAUUUAUAUAUAUACAUAUUUAUCUGAGGUAGCCGCGAUUACACCAAUUUGAAUAAAGUUUUUCUUUCUUUCUUUGGGAUUUC
This is a messenger RNA of Puccinia graminis f. sp. tritici CRL 75-36-700-3, 2354 nucleotides long. RefSeq lists its product as uncharacterized. Gene Ontology annotation, molecular function: acetylglucosaminyltransferase activity. The coding region runs from base 633 to 2222 and encodes 529 amino acids. NCBI's taxonomy places the organism in Eukaryota, Fungi, Basidiomycota, Pucciniomycetes, Pucciniales, Pucciniaceae. The transcript has 6 exons. The record is from RefSeq and is a predicted model, not a curated record.